Molecule: messenger RNA, 273 nt
Organism: Diversispora eburnea
Lineage: Eukaryota; Fungi; Glomeromycota; Glomeromycetes; Diversisporales; Diversisporaceae
Source: the annotation of a GenBank genome assembly
AUGGACAACUUCGACUCGCUACUUGCAAACAUAAACAGAAAUUAUAUACAUCCGCCUCCUGAAAUUGAUGAAGUAUUAAACCUUUUUAAUUCUAAGAAGCCUAUGCGCGACAAUGACAGAUGCCAUGCCUAUAGGAUACUUAGAUAUUCUGUUUCAAAGGAAUGCAAGAGAAUAGGAGAAUUUAAUGCUAAUCUUAUAGGCCGAGUCACGAACCAAUUAUGGAAAACUUCCACAACACAAGAAAAGUCGGAAUAUUGUGAUCUAGCACAGAGA